This is a messenger RNA of Vanessa atalanta (red admiral), 3434 nucleotides long. RefSeq names its product phosphorylated adapter RNA export protein (gene Phax). Gene Ontology annotation, biological process: snRNA export from nucleus. The coding region runs from base 106 to 1326 and encodes 406 amino acids. The transcript is spliced from 6 exons. The record is from RefSeq and is a predicted model, not a curated record. Gene Ontology annotation, cellular component: nucleus. NCBI's taxonomy places the organism in Eukaryota, Metazoa, Arthropoda, Insecta, Lepidoptera, Nymphalidae.
UGACAGCUCAAAAAGCCAGCGACAGAAAUCUAAGGCGGAAUUAUUGCAUUUUGUAAAACACUUUCAUGUGCAAUUACUAUUCAAAUUCGAAUAUACAUACCAAUUAUGAUGUCUACCACAGAAGGAGAAUUGGAUGUCGAGGUGUCCCAUGAACUUGAAGAUGGCGAGUUAGAAGAUUCUGACGUGGAAGAGGGUACAUACAUCCCCUUGGCACGACCUGAAGCCUUCAACCCGCCUUCUCUAGUGAAUAUGCAGAUUCAGGAUGAACAAAGUGAUGAGGAGUCUGUUCAGGAGUCAACAGGUUCGGAUUCUGACGAAGAACCCCGUCGACGGCCAAAACGGACUAAACUAAGACCUCGACGCCCGCAACCACAAACUCCCACUGGCAAAAAGGACAAAUAUAAUAUUUGGUGUAAAGCAUUACAGGAAGAUCUUCUUACAGAGGAUAUGGUCACCUGUGGUGUAACAAAGAAAAGUAGAUAUGGUGUUGAAUCUUAUGAUUACACAAUUAAGUACAGAUUAAAUGAUGACUAUAUUUCUAAUAAAAAGGUAUUUACAAACAGCAAUGAAUACAGGAAUAAAGAUCAGUCCACAAAUAAAAGAAGUAUUUCAGAUAGAUCUAAUGUAAAACUAAGGUUAGGUAAAAGAGUAAACAGUGAGCUGCCAUUAGAAGAGAAACAAAAACCAAGAAUUUUACCAGAUUUACUUGUCACAGCCGAUCACCCUACAGAACAAAUAGCCAAUGAAAUUGCUGAGAAGUUGUUAGAAGAAAAGAAAGACUUAGUGGGUAGGAUUGUGCAGGUGAUUGGUGUCAGUAAAGCUAUAGAAAUAUACAAAGAAACACAGAGAAUAGAGGCAGAUGGUGGAAUGCUUGUAAUGAAUGGUACAAGAAGGCGAACCCCUGGUGGUAUUUAUUUCUUUUUAUUAAAACGUGAUGAUGAUAUCUCCCAAAGUAUGAUAAAUCAAAUAUUUAAUGAAGAACGGAAAGAAACAGCUCGAAAGAUUAAAAAAACACGUGCCAAGAGUCGUCAAAAAGUUAUGGAACAGUUAAAACAAAGUCUUACAGAUUCAGAAUUACCCUCAUUACUUUCACGGGGUGAAGCAACAGUACAAUCUGAACACGGUUCCAAUCCACCACCAUCGCCGGCGACAGACGCACGUGAGGGCUCUAGCGACACUGACGCACAUUCGCACACGGAACAACCACCAUCCCCAUCACGACCACGGUCACCCCUACCUGAUCGGACAUUGACACGUAACAUACAGGAAUAUGAAGAUGAUGAUUUCUUAGAAGUUAUGUGCAAUGAUGAUAUGGACUUAUUCUAGAGUAAGGGGUAGUUUUCCUGGUGCUGUGUUUCUGCCUCUACUAAUUAGAGUUAAAUGUAGUAUGUAAUUUGUUUAUUACCUUAAAUAUAGUCAGAAUGUUUGACUUUACAAGUGUGUGAUGAUGUUGCAUACUUAAUAUCAAAGUGUGUUCCCACAGGCUGCAUUCCCUUUUGCAUCUCUUGAUGUGGCUGUGAAUUUUUACACACUGUUUACAAGACUCUAGAAAAUAGAUGCCUUGGAAAUUUUUACUGCUAGUAGUGGUUAAUUAGUUAACUCUACAAUUGGAUCAGUAUUGUAAAUAUUACUUAUUUUUAUUCACAGUGUUAUCUAGGCAUUGGUUCUAUUUUAUGUUUAACAUUUAAAAAAUAAUGUCCCUGUCUUUAUAGUAACACGGACUGAGGAUGGGUUAGAACUACUUGUACUAAAGUAUACAACAAUGGACCAUCUCGAAAAACUUAAAUGAACUGUAAAUAUAUAUAAAAUUACCUAACUUUUUAUUUUAUAAUUUUUCACAAAUUUUGGUUUUUAUAGUCUUUAUACUAGUUAUACUGAACUGUAAUACAAUAUAUUUGUUUAGCAGGUACUGUUAUAAUUGGUUUACAGUUUUAAAAAUCAAUCAGAGAAUAAAUCUUUAAAAUGUCAUUUAUAAAUUACACACUAGAAACGCAAUUAUAAACUUCAUCCUUUAGAUCUGAAUAUGCUGGCAUACUGAAUACACAAAAUAUUAAAUGGCAUAAACCUGUCAUUGUAUGAAGAUACUAUCAUUACAUUAAGUACCCUUGAAAUGCAGUACUAAAUAUAUUAAAACGCAAAAUGUACUAUUUUUAUAAAGCAUUCUUAGAAGUCUUAUACAUUAUAAAUAUUGGCAGUUAUAUUGUACAUCCGCCUAUAAAUAUUUUUUUAUAAAUACAACUGUAUCUCAGUGGUUCCAAAUCUCGUGCUGUAAAAUACAGCUUGUAGAUGUAGACAAUAAUAGUUACUAAUUAGUAGGUUUCAUAUAGAGCGACGUAGCAAUUAAUUGUUACAGAAAAAUUAUGAUCAAAACAUCUCUUUAAUAAAUAAUAGUCAAAAUAUAUUAUAUAAAAAGUGUUACUGGUAUCUAAAAUGUUUAAGUUAACAUAUUUUUGAUAAUUCGUUAAUAAUAUGAUCUUAAUUAUAUGCCAUUUAAGUGUGUUUUUUUUUUAAAUAUAAUAUUAUUCUUUGAGGAACCUGUAUGACUAAUCAGAUAGAUUCAUUAGUAUAUAUAAUACAACAAUGUAUUUAUGUAAAUGUGAUUUGGAUGUAUCUAGACUUAUGAUGUAUAUUGACUCAAUUGUUUUGUUUAUUUUUACAAAAACUGCACUUCCCAUUACCACAUAGUUAAAUUAUAUUGCCCCAAAAAUAAUUUUGUUUAUAAAAAAAUGUUAUAAUGUGCAUAUUAAUUUACAAUUACAGGGAUUUGUUCUAUUUUCUCAACUUAAGACACCGUCAUAAUAUUACUGUGAAAUUUCUCGUUGGUCUAGUGACUGACUUAAUAUGGUGCAGAUCACAAGGAUCCAGGUUCAAAUGCUGUCAGUCUGAAUAUAAAAACGCUUGGCACUGACUAUGAUACCGAGGGUUUAGUUGUUGUGCACAGUUGGAGUCUCCUUGAGAAUAACCGCCUUAGCCGACAAUAUUCUAAACACUUCAUCACUGUUGAGUGCUUUUUUUUGUCAUAAUAUGGCAAUUUAAUUUAUAACUAUAUCUGAUUGUCAUAAGAUUGUAACUAUUUUUAAGGCAAUCUAUGAACUUUUUAAGUUUUCAAAGACUUCAUUAAAUUAUCACAACUUAUUAGUAAUUCGAAGAGUUUAAGAAAUGGAUAUGCUGUGGAUAUCCUGAUGGACUGAAUCACUGUUAAAAACUAUAUUUAUUGUAAUUUUAUAAUUAAGAUGUCUCAUAUGUGCAAACUUAAUUGCUUAUUAUUAAUAACUACAAUAUUUAUUACUUAAUCAGUAGUCUGGGAUUGAUGUGAAACUUUUUUAUGAUAAGACAAUAUCCUUAUUUGUUGUGUGAAUAAGAACUUGUACAGAUCUCUGAAUGUUACAGAGCAGACACUGAAACAUUUGUAUAAUAAAAUUUGUAAAAAAUCA